AAUUAUUCGUGUUCGGCUAUUCGUGCAAACUGUUCAGGGAUGACGAUAAAGCCCUGCACAUUGAUCAAGGCAAACACCUCAUUCCGUGGAUGGGGGAUGAAACGUUGAAAAUCGACAGGUUCGAUCCGUUUUUUACUAUAAGACUGUAACUGUGGCGCUAAAAAAAGUUUAUAAGUAUAGUAAAUAAUCAGAAAGUAUUAAUUUUUGGAAGAUGCUAAGUAUUUCGCAGAAAAUGUUGAAAGUUUUUCCUGAGGGCUGAAGAAAGCUGAGGUUGCCGUACCUGGCUGCCGCCUUGCAUAUUGUUAUGGUGACUUCCUCCGGUGGUACGAUGCAAGGGGAGCGCUUCAUGAUCUGUCAAACUUGGAAGCCCCGCCUGGGGGCUACGACUGGCGUGUCGAGCUCACCAGGGCUGAACUGGAUGUGGAACAACUGUGUGAUGAGGAGAGGUACCGUGCCCUUCAUACUGAUGAAGAUGAGGAAGAAAUGUACAAAGAAGAAGAGUUAAAGCGUCUUCACGCAGCUGGCUAUGGCCAGGUGGGCUUUAACUAUGAUACUCCAGCAGAAACAACGUCUGAAGCUCAAGCCGUCGAGGUGGAAGAACCCUUCGAACCAACAGCUGAAUUUAUAGCUUUGUUACCUGCAAACACAGUGCUUCCAGAAACUCAAAAGCAGAAUGCAAUAAUAGAGAAGACAGCUAAAUUCAUAGCUAGUCAGGGUGCUCAGAUGGAGAUCCUGAUCAAGGCAAAACAAGGGGAUAACGCUCAGUUCAAUUUUCUGAACAAAGAUUCAUCCUUACAUCCAUAUUAUACAGCACUGAUUGCUUUAGUCAAAGCUGGGAAGUGGCCAGAGAAGAAAGCUGAAGCAGUAGAAGAAAAACAUGAUGCGAAUGAAGAUUAUCUACAUCCGAGCUUAGCUUCGACUAUAAUUGAAUCAGCGCCGUCCAUCCCGAGCAUCCACUACAAGCCGUCGGCGGACUGCGACUACACGCUGCUGAUCUCGCGCAUGCGCGGCGAGGCGGUGGCCGACGAGGCGUACGCGGCCGAGCUGGCGCCGGGCGAGGUGGCGCCGCCCGGCACGGAGCCGCUGCCGCCGCGCCCCACCAUCGCGCGCGCGCCCGUGCGCUACCGCGACGCGCCGCGCCCCACCGCUACGGGGAACCAAACUCUACAGCAACAGUACGCGGCCUACUACAGUCAGUAUGUGACUCAAGUGCAGACUCAGCCAGCUCCAGUCGAACCUCAGCCGAAGAAACCAGUUGUGACUACUACUAAGUCGACUGGCCUCAGUCUCAUGAAGAACUACAAUACGGAUAGUGACAGUGACGUCUCGGACUUCGACGACAGUUCCUCAUCGGACAGCAAAGAUAAACCAAUAAUCGUAACUCCGCCCGAUGACAUAAAGAUCGUGAUCGACAAGAUGGCGGCGUACGUUGCACGGAAUGGCGACAAGUUCGAAGAGAUAGUGCGCGCGAAAAACGAUCCUCGCUUCACGUUCUUAGAACCUGAUAACAUAUAUCAUACGUUUUAUAGAAGAUUAAUGCAAGAAAAGAGAGGCGUAGAUGUCAACGGGAAAGAAAAGAAACAGAAGCACGAUAAAGCCCCUGUAUCAUUUUCUAUAAAGAAACUAAAAGAACCCGAUCCGAUCUUACCAAAACCGGCUCUUCCCUACGAAUCGAGUUCAGAAGACGACGAAGCGGACAAAGAUGUAGAUAAACAAGAAGAACCGCCAAAAGAAAUACCGAAAACGAACAUACCGCAGGUAUAUGCGGUUAAUAAUAUCCCGCCGGCGGUUGUGUACAAAAUGGAAGCGAUUCAAGUGAACAACCUGCCGUUAGUGAAAACGAUCGAACCGGCAGCUACUGUUGUACAAAAACCGACAAUAACUGAAGUCAUAGAACCGUUACCGAAAGAAAAUCAUCAAACAAAAGAACCACUGAAAGUCGAAGACAAGCCAAUUGUAGAAAUCAAUCCAGUAAAAGUCGAAAUCAAAGAGGAAAAACCGCCGGAGAAAAAAGAAGAGAGAAUUAGGGAGAGCGAAAAGAGGAGCCCCAGCAGAGAUAAAAAGAAACACCGCGAUAGGAAGAAGGAAUAUCGGUCGGAACACAAAUCCGAACGCAAGGACAGGAGAGCCGAGAGGAACUCCGAAAGGGAGAAGGAAAGAGAACGGAGGAGAGAAAGAGACGUCGAGAGGAAUAACAGAGAAACGGAGAGAGACAAGAAGAGGAGGAGGCACAAGGACGAGGUGGAAAACGAGAUCAUAUCGCUGGAAGAUAACUCCGAUGAAAUGAUCGAUCUGACCGGCGAGCAGUCGGACUCAAAAGAAAUAGUCGAAACAAUGGGUGCGGCGACUCCGCGCGCAGCGGACGCCUCGGCGGCGCGCGGGCGGCGGCGGCGCGCGGCCGCCUUCCUGCGCGCCGCCGGCGUGCACCCCGCCGUGGCCGCGCUGCCCGCCACCUCGCUCGCCAGCGCCAUGGUGGACACGUUAGAGUCGCUUCGAAAAAAGAAGUCUGAGGAAGAAGAAAAGAGAAGGAGACGGGAUAAACGACGACGAAGAGACAAGAGAGACUACGAUGACGAAAACGAUAAACACAAGAAAAGUAAACGGAAGAAAAUCAGAUCAUCUGACGACGAAGAAUCGGAUUAUGAUGGUUCAAAGAAGAAAAAACGCAAAAAAGACAAGAAACACACAUCAAAGGGCAAGAAGAAGAGAAGGAAGGAGAUGGAAAUAAAGGAACCGGUACAGACCUUGAACAUAGAUCUAACAAACACGUUGAAGGAGCUUCGAAACGCCUCUCCGACGAAAGAACUAGUCCUUCAGGACAUCGGAGAGGUUCCGAGCUCGACACGACAUGAGUCGGAGGAAGAGGAGGCGGGGAAGAUAAAGAGGAAGAAAGAGAGGGAGUACAGUGAGGGGGAAUGGUCGAGUGACAGUGGGGAGGACUCGCAUACGAGUGAAAACGAUUGAAUUACGUAUUAGGAGUAUUUUUGUAAUUGUAAAAUAAGUCUUAGUUUAUUCUUUAGUGUCGUAUUGAGAAAUUAUUGCGCAAAAUUAUCUGGUAACUUUGUUUAUAAACAUUUGAAUUUAAUUAUGUUUUAGAUGUUUUUGAAAAUGUAAAACAUACACAUGAUUUAUAUAUAUUUUUUAAAUAAUAAUAAUUGUGUAAAGAUAAACAUAUAUUUUAGAUGGUAACCUAUAUGUCUAUUGUAUAUAUAGCAUAUUCCAAUCACAGGAGUACAAGUAACAGGUUUGACAUUGUAUUGAAGUGAUUAUUUCUGAAAAAUAAAAUUGUCAUUUAGCAAAAAUACUUUGUCAUUGAGUAAAAUUGAAGUGGAUAUAAGUCGUUAACUCAAACAGUGUUUUGAGGUAAAUAAAGAUGGUUUUACAUUACAAAUUACAGUAACAAUCUGUAAACGUCCCACUUCUAGCCUUAGGCCUCCUCUUUCUUUUAAGGAGAAGGUUUGGCGAUGUUCCAAUGCGGUUGGAUACACAUGUAGCAGGUUUACUCACGAUGUUUUCCUUCAUCGCUGAGCAUGAGAUGAAUUACAAACACAAAUUAAGCACAAUAUUCAGUGGUGCUUGUCCGGCUUUGAACCUCUGAGCCACUUCGGCUAGGUAAGGUUCGUUAAUCUUUACUCCUUCGAUUGGAAUAGGUGAUAUAUAUAAAAUUAUGUUAGGAUUUUGAAUGAUUAACUACUUAAGAUUAUUAUAUAUAUUAUAUACAGUGUGGUAUUCGUUCAUAUUAUAAAAGACAAGACGUGUUGAAUUGUAUGUUGUAAAAUUGUAAAUAUGUAUGCAUUUAAUGAUGUUUACUUAAACAGAACACACAUAUAUCAAGAAUGAGACGCAAAGUUUUUUUAAUAAAAUAUAAUUCGAUUCAAUAGAAUUUACAUAAAUAAUUAGUAAUUACGAACACCGAGAAGAUAUGAAUUUAUUUAGGAUGUGGGAUACAAUUUUUUUAGGCACUUAAAACACACAUACACCAAAGUCAAACUCACACAUAUGUAUGCAAUAAGUAGACAAAUUUAGCUAUUGUUUUGUAUGAGAUUAAUUUUUUAAAUUAUUUUAACUGUUCUUUUAACAUAUUUAUAAUUUAUUUUAAAACAAUUUUGCCCGUGUGGUACAUUUACAAAUUCUAUUGUCAUUAAAACUGAAAUUAUGUAAAAUGAUAGUGUUAUGAUAUGACGCUAUACAGGCAAAUUAGAUUUCAUUAUAAUUCGCCGUCUAAUUUUUUUUGUAACGGUACCGUCAGCAAAAUAACGAUUCACACGCAACCUGAUAGUGCAUAUUUUUCGUUCGAAAUUUGUUACUGUAUUAUUUUGGAUGGUACGAUUAGGGCUUUGCCAGAGUCAGAUAAUAUUGUUCAGAACUUCUUUUCUAAUUCUCUUUCGCUCGAGAUCUGUCAUUUUCGAUUUACUUUGACGAGGUUCCAUCUCAUUCUGACGUGUAUUGUACGUAUGUAUGCAUAAUUUUUUUAACUUGAUUAUCUUUCUUAAAGGAUUUGGACAUCCAACCUUUAAAUAAAAUAAUUAUAUCUGUUCAGAGCUAAAAAAUCGGUGUGUAGGUACCAAUUGAAGCCUACAGCCCUGUAUAAGUCUGAUAUGAUAAAUAUUACAUAUACAUUUUUAUAUAAACUCUAUUUAUAUAUUCAAAUUUUAUACAUAUAAACACAGUACAAACAAUAAAUAAUGUAUAUUAUUAAUUUCUCAUACUUAAUUGAAAGUCUUGCAAUACUAUUCGAAUGAAUUGAAACAAUACGAAAUUGUUUAACAAUGUAAAUUAUGACGUCAUAAUUGUAUAUGAUGUUUUAAGGAGAUUUAAAAAUUAGUUUUCAUAUGAAAAAAAAUAUUUCCCUGAAUAUUUAUUUGUGACAAAGAAACACCAGUUGAAAGCAUAAUGUAGUUUUACUUGUAAAUUUUUUUAGAUACUCUAUAGUCUAUACGAUAAUAAUUCAAAUAUCAAUAGGCUUAAGUCGA
Molecule: messenger RNA, 4973 nt
Organism: Vanessa atalanta (red admiral)
Lineage: Eukaryota; Metazoa; Arthropoda; Insecta; Lepidoptera; Nymphalidae
Gene: su(w[a])
Product: protein suppressor of white apricot
Exons: 14
Coding region: 484-2964 (826 amino acids)
Biological process (GO): RNA processing; mRNA 5'-splice site recognition
Molecular function (GO): RNA binding
Source: RefSeq, a predicted model, not a curated record